AUGAAGUCCGGCCGCUCCUUGGUCACGCGAGAUUUUCUGACCGGAUUCCUCGGCGGCAUCAUCUUCGCCGUCCUCCUGGCCCUCGUCCUCGGCGUCACAGCCUUGCGCAUGACCGACCACUACGGGCUCGGCCACUGGAAGCUCAACCUCAGAACACCACUGAGCUCCAUGUGGAUGAACGUCGGCUACUGGCGCGACGAUGACGACAACCAGAUCGAGCACUUUGACGAGGCAGCCCUCGCCCUCCUGAAACAGCUCCUCUCCGCCGCCGGUCUCCUGGCCCCCAAGUCCCCGACGGCCGCCCGCCCCGGCGCCCUCGCCAUCCUCGACCUCGGCUUCGGCUGCGGCGACCAGACCUGGCACCUCGCCCGCCUGACGGCGUCAGGCCCGUGGUCCGACUUUCGCUACGUCGGCCUGACCCUCAACGAGGCCCAGGUGCAGACGGCCUCGCGGAAGAUCUGCCGCGCGGUCGCCUCCGCCACGAACGCCUCCGCCUCCGCCUCGUCCUCGGCAGACCUCGACAUCCGCGCCGACGCCUUCAAGCUGUUCCGCGCCGACGCCGCGCGCCCCGCCACCUGGCCCGCCCCCGUCGCCGACGCCGUGCGCGCCCUCGCCGACGAGCGCUUCACCGACAGGUGGCUCGUCGCGCUCGACUGCCUCUACCACUUCUCGCCCUCGCGGCGGCCCGUCUUUGCGUAUGCCGCGCGCGAGCUCGGCGCCCGCGUCGCGGCCUUUGACCUGCUGCUGAGCGAGGGGGCGUCCUGGCGCGAGAGGCUCGUGCUGCGCGCCGUGGGCGUCUUCAUGGGCUGUCCCGUGGGCACGUUCCUCGUCGAGGACGCGUAUCGGGACCAGCUGGUCGAGUGUGGCUACGACCGGGACGGCAUCGAGAUCAGGGACAUUACGGAGCACGUCUUUUCUGGCCUGGUCCGGUUUUUGGAUGCCCAGGAGCGGGCGUUGGGCGAGUAUGGCGUCUCGCUGGGCGGCUUCAAGCUGGCGGGGAGGUUGUUCGACUGGUUUGCGAGGUCGGGUGUUGUGAGGGCGGUGGUGGUCAUAGCACGCACAGUGGAUAAGUCGGCUUCAUAA
Molecule: messenger RNA, 1083 nt
Organism: Verticillium dahliae VdLs.17
Lineage: Eukaryota; Fungi; Ascomycota; Sordariomycetes; Glomerellales; Plectosphaerellaceae
Exons: 2
Coding region: 1-1083 (360 amino acids)
Source: RefSeq, a predicted model, not a curated record